CUCAACGCUUCAUCUUCUAUUGUUUUGGAUUGCUUCUUUUCCUCAGCGCUGAGCACUCCUUCCUUAUGAAACGACCCCGCUAGCGUCCCGCAAGGGCACAGCCGUCCGAUUUCUCUCGCUCUCGAUUUCUUCUGCGGUCUUUUUCUUUUCUCUUUGUCCCUUUCUUUCGCCGUGCUUUUUGCGCCUUCGCCACGCUCACUUUUCAGGGGGGACGCCAUCAUGGGGAACUGCUCCUCUUGCCUCGGCAGCCGCCGCCGAGAUGACUACGACGAGGAUGACGAAGCUCAGCACCUCUUCGACGAGUCCAACAACAUGCAAUAUGGCAGCUUCGACCAGCAACACAUGAUGGGACAGGAGGACCCGCAAGAGGUGCAACGAGAAAUUGAGGCUUUACAGAGAGUUGUGGCCCGCACCUCGGAUAAUAUGGUCGACAUCUACGAGAUCGUACCGCAGGACAAGUCGAUCCAGCCCGUUGCUGCUCCCUAUGCGUAUGGGGGCCAAGACGCGCACAUGAACCAGUACCACAACUUGCUCUCCAAGCUCUCCUCCCACGACGAUCUCGCUUCUGUGGCGCGCAUUGAUUGGGGUACUCCGGACGAGGACACCAUCGAGAUGCAGCAGGGUCCUGUGCCCAUCAAGGUUGACGGCACUGACGCUCUAAUCGGCAACUUCGCUGAUGCUGCCGCCGCCAUGCGCUGAGCUCACCUCGUCAGCCGGAUGGCCCGCUGUUCCCCACUCGAGACAACCCUCACCUGAUGGGCCGGCCGGACCACUUUUGGACCCGUGACUGGCCAAGAGGAGGGGUGACCCUUACCAGCUGACGACCGUUCCAUUCCCUCGGGACCUUCAACUGCACCCCCACCUCGCCCAGGGUCACCCCCCUGACUUCGCUUCGACUGAUGUUCAAAAACGUCGCGUCGAGAUUUUCGCGGAGACGCAAAACGGAUCGCUUCAGACAGUUGAUACCCAUGGGGCCGUGCAACCCCUUUUCUGUCUCAUUUCCGACGGCAACGUUGAGGCCGUGGAGAGAAUUCUGAUGCCCUGGAUAGUGGGGACGUCGAGAUGUUAUUGGAGGGAUGCGCUUCUGCAGUCUGUACCCAGCCGUGCCGCCUAAACCAAUCAAGAAGCCCCUGUUUAUUGUG
Molecule: messenger RNA, 1142 nt
Organism: Thermothielavioides terrestris NRRL 8126
Lineage: Eukaryota; Fungi; Ascomycota; Sordariomycetes; Sordariales; Chaetomiaceae
Exons: 3
Coding region: 220-699 (159 amino acids)
Biological process (GO): lysosome organization; cholesterol homeostasis; endosomal transport
Cellular component (GO): Ragulator complex; late endosome membrane; membrane raft
Source: RefSeq, a predicted model, not a curated record